AUGCCUAAGGCGAAAGAGACGAGUUCGGAAGAUGACAUGCAACGAGGCGAUGACUACGUCGGGGUUAUCUUACACGAUCUAUAUCUUCACACAUAUCCUAUCACCGGCCCCGAGGACAGAAUAGCCCCCGCGGUGAUGCUGAAGGGCCUCAUUCCAAAUGCCAAGAGCAAGCGGUCCUCCAGCAGCCAGCGGAGCGUGCGGCCUGCUCCAGACGUCGCGAAUCUGCGGUCCCUGAGCACGUUACUCAUGACCCGACUCCGCCAUGCCCGGGAUGAGCAUGUGCGAGGCGGCCUCACGGGCGGAUUCUGGUACCUGUGUGUGCACAGCGGCGAAAAACAAUUCCUGAAAGAAUUCAUACCACACGCGCGGGGCAAAAUGGAUAUACCCGAGACCCAUAUGUACACCGACUUGCAUUUCCGGGCCUUAGGGAUGGAGCCGGGCCAAUCGCCUAGCUUCGACUUCAAGGCUGGCCAUGAACAGGUCUGCUCUUGGAAGCGAUACGUCGACGUGGCAAACGCCGUCGACUGGAAUCUCCUGACAAUCCUACUCCACUCGAGUCGGUUUCGCGAGUUGGUGCGCGAUCUCGAUGAGGAUCAAUGGGCUACACUCCUCGAAGCGCUGGAGGAGCGGAACAUCUCGAUAAAGCCGGCUGGAUACGCAUGUUUCCCCGAGUGGCGCGAUACGUUCAGGACCGCACUGCCGGGACAAGACGUGCUCUCAGACGACGGCGUCGACGGAGAAUCGAUCGAGCCGCUGCCAACCAAGCGGCCGUACACGUACGCGCCCACAUCCUGGGUGCGGUCCGGAGCCGAGAAGAACAUGGAGAUCCUGCCCGCUCCCCGAGAAUGGAAAUGCCUGAGCUGCUCGCGGGGGGAGUGCCACUGCCCGUUGAAAUUCUACAAUCCGGUCAGAGUCGAGCUGUUCGCAGUACCGAGCGAUAAUUGGGUACGCAAAUAUUCCACGGGCGCACGCGCGCUCCACGCGAUCGCCGCCGGAACGGUCAUCGGACACUACACGGGAGAGAUCAUCUCGGAUAAGAACUAUCACACCGGAGAUGUCUACGUGCUAUCAGUGUCGAUGGAAGUAGAAGCUCUCUACGACGUCACCGCUGAGCGAAGAGGAAACCUCGCGAGAUUCAUCAACCACUCCUGCCUGCCAAACUGCAAGAUCACGGUGAUAACUUGGCGAGGCCGCAGGCUGGGCGUCAUCUCGUCGAUAGUCGGCAUCAAGCCGUUCGAGGAGAUCACGUGUAGCUACGGCCCCAGCUAUUGGACGCGGCAGGAAUACCUCUGCGCCGCCGGGGUCCAUAUAGACUCAAAGGAGUACCCCACGUACUUGCAGAAAUGGAGGAGGCGACAGAAGGUUUAUGCCUCGGGGUCUCCUCCUGGUGUGGUCUUUUCAUAG
Molecule: messenger RNA, 1404 nt
Organism: Tricharina praecox
Lineage: Eukaryota; Fungi; Ascomycota; Pezizomycetes; Pezizales; Pyronemataceae
Exons: 4
Coding region: 1-1404 (467 amino acids)
Molecular function (GO): protein binding
Source: RefSeq, a predicted model, not a curated record